AUGGACGCUUCAAAACUCCAUGGCCAAUAUUUUGUACUACCAACUAAGAACAAAUAUGUCAUUACAUUUCAGGAGGAUGGUAUGAGAUAUCUCAUAGGAAUGAGUGUAACCAAUUAUGUGUUAUCUCAUACCAACUGUACAGAUAUCAGAUUCCACAAAAUACAUUUCACUACAGAUGGAAUAUCAUCACUGAUUAUAACGAAAUAUACUACCCAUAAGAGUAACUCAAUAUUGGUGUUGGAUGUAACAUUUACUGAUGAUUCACUGUCCAUAGUUGUGGUUCAAAGAAAACCGUUUCUUAUGUAG
Molecule: messenger RNA, 306 nt
Organism: Enterospora canceri
Lineage: Eukaryota; Fungi; Microsporidia; Enterocytozoonidae
Source: the annotation of a GenBank genome assembly